Messenger RNA from Olea europaea var. sylvestris, 1073 nucleotides. RefSeq names its product XIAP-associated factor 1-like. The transcript is spliced from 6 exons. NCBI's taxonomy places the organism in Eukaryota, Viridiplantae, Streptophyta, Magnoliopsida, Lamiales, Oleaceae. The coding region runs from base 188 to 796 and encodes 202 amino acids. The record is from RefSeq and is a predicted model, not a curated record.
ACUCGAAGCCAAUUAGUAGAAUCAAUAAUUAAUCGAAGAAAACCGUCGUCAGAGUGGACUCUCUCUCUGUUCAAAUUCUCUUUCCUCAAAACUGAAGGCAUUUACCAAUCGAUCGAAUCGAAAUAGCGUUGAAUUCCUGAACAUACAAUCUAAGGGUUUCUUGUGGGACUUUUCAAGUUGGAAGAAUAUGGCUUUAGCUUCUGAUGAUCGUCAAGCCACCAGCAUCUGCAACCACUGUGAUAGGGCAAUUCCUUCUUUAAAUAUGGACCUGCAUUUUGCUUACUGCUCCCGGAAUCUAGAAAAAUGUAAAGUCUGCGGUGGUAUGGUUCCCAAAAAAUUUGCAGAGGAACACUUUCUUAGCACUCAUGCCCCGGUAGCUUGUUCCCUGUGCACUCAGACAAUGGAACGUGAUAUUUUGGAUGUUCAUAAAGGAGAAAAAUGCCCACAAAGGAUCGUGACGUGUGAAUACUGCGAGUUUCCAUUGCCUGCAAUUGAUUUAUUUAAGCAUCAGGAAGUAUGUGGGAACCGAACAGAGCUAUGUCCUUUGUGUCGCAAAUACAUAAGACUAUGUGAAAGGAAUGGUCACGAAAGUAAAUGCAACGGUGUUGUCUAUAAUGUUGCAGAAUCCUCAAGGAACACGAGGCUACCUGUUAGAGACCGUGGUGGUGCUCAAAGAAGGCCACCACAUGAGAUUUCACCGAGGCUGCUGCUAUAUACCAUUGCAAUCACUGGCAUCGCUGUUCUGUUAGGUUCGCUUUUCUUCCGGAGGAAACCAGGAGAAAACGAAGUGCACUAGUUCUGAAGAAUGCUUAUGCGUUGCUGAUACGUGCCUUCUUUAUUCUGUGUACUCCAUUGUGCCUCAUUCUACUUGUGUUUUUAAUGCUUUUGAGAACGCCUUAUCCUUGUCAAUCAGUGUAUGAGAUGAGAAUCGAUAUUUACUGAGUAAAUAUGAUGUCUGUAAAGGGAGUUGAUAUUUGGUAACAACAUUGUAAUUGUAAUACAAUAAAAUGUGUAUUCUCAAUAAUCAUACCAAUGUAUUCCAUUUACUUGGAUAAUAUAUUCAAUCUUUCUUA